Messenger RNA from Phragmites australis (common reed), 1762 nucleotides. RefSeq names its product metal tolerance protein 5-like. Lineage: Eukaryota; Viridiplantae; Streptophyta; Magnoliopsida; Poales; Poaceae. The transcript has 6 exons. Gene Ontology annotation, molecular function: manganese:proton antiporter activity. Gene Ontology annotation, biological process: transmembrane transport; monoatomic cation transport. Gene Ontology annotation, cellular component: membrane. Bases 277 to 1503 code for a protein of 408 amino acids. The record is from RefSeq and is a predicted model, not a curated record.
GACCCGUGAGGAACGGCGAUCGCCUCUUCCGGCUUAUGCACGUCAGCGCGACGGACCCCGCCUCCCUCUUUUGCCGAUUUCGCCUGCUCGCCUCCCUCUCUAGUCACAGGGCGGCGCACGCGGGGUUAGUGCAUUCGCGAUUUCGCCUGCUCGUCCUGCUUGGCGAGUGGCUACACGUCAGUCAGUCUCCUGCAGCUGCGGCUGCUGUCGCUGUUCCUCUCACUUCGCAUCUGCGCCGUACGGGAGGGGAGGGAGAACGGCGCGUAGGGUUGCGGAAUGGCGGCGGGGGCUGCGGCGAGCUGCGGCGAGGGGGAGGAACUCCUCCUGCUCUCCGCCGUGGAGGCUCGCAACGCCGGCGGCGCGGUCACCGCGGCGCAGGAGUCGUGGCGGCUCAACUUCGACGCCUUCCGCCCACCGGAGGUGCACCAGGAGAGGCCGCCGACCCGCGCGCUCCACCACUGCCUCGGCGUCCUAGCUCAAGGUCCUGAGGAUGUUGUUGCUGAGUACUACCAACAGCAAGUGGAGAUGCUAGAGGGUUUUAAUGAGAUGGAUACGCUUACGGAUCGUGGUUUCCUUCCUGGAAUGUCCAAGGAAGAACGUGACAAAGUUGCUAGGAGUGAGACAUUAGCCAUCCGGCUUUCUAACAUCGCUAAUAUGGUUCUUUUUGCUGCAAAAGUGUAUGCUUCAGUAAGGAGUGGCUCGCUUGCUAUUAUUGCUUCGACUUUGGAUUCUCUUCUGGACUUAUUGUCAGGGUUUAUCUUGUGGUUUACUGCAUUUUCUAUGCAAACACCAAACCCCUACAGAUACCCAAUUGGUAAAAAGCGUAUGCAACCGCUGGGAAUACUUGUUUUUGCUUCUGUUAUGGCAACCCUUGGCCUCCAGAUCAUCCUAGAAUCAAUACGCUCAUUGGUGUAUGAAGGAGAUGAAUUCAGCCUAACAAAUGAGCAGGAAAAGUGGGUUGUUGACAUAAUGCUCUCUGUGACAUCGGUGAAACUUGGUCUAGCUAUAUAUUGCCGCUCAUUCACAAACGAAAUCGUCAAGGCUUAUGCACAGGAUCACUUUUUUGAUGUCAUCACUAAUGUAAUUGGCCUGGUUGCUGCACUACUUGCCAAUUAUAUUGAAGGUUGGAUCGACCCAGUUGGUGCAAUCAUUCUGGCUAUCUACACGAUCAGAACAUGGUCGAUGACGGUGCUGGAGAACGUCCACUCCCUGGUUGGGCAGUCGGCCUCGCCGGAGUACCUCCAGAAGCUGACCUACCUGUGCUGGAACCACCACAAGGCCGUGCGGCACAUCGACACCGUGCGGGCCUACACGUUCGGCUCCCACUACUUUGUGGAGGUGGAUAUCGUGCUGCCGUCGGACAUGCCGCUGCAGGAGGCGCACGACAUCGGCGAGGCCCUGCAGGAGAAGCUGGAGCGCCUGCCCGAGAUCGAGCGCGCGUUCGUCCACCUCGACUACGAGUUCACCCACCGGCCCGAGCACGCCCUGUCCCACGAAAAAUAGCCUGCAAGUUUCCGGCCAGUGGAACGACACGGCUUCGUAGCUGAAACUAUUUACGAGUAGCCGAUAUGGUUUCAGGAAUCCGGUGCUCGUCUUGUCAUCCGUCGCAGGAAACCAUUGGGGUACGUGCGAUGGAGUUGUGGGUACUAGAGUGCCUGGUGCGGCGAUGCCCUGGUAGAUUACAGUAUCAUGUACCGAAGAAUCUGAUUCUCCAGUAAUGCAGAUAUUUUAUACUGGUCUUCAACUCUUUGAUUUUCUGUUA